Messenger RNA from Haliotis rubra (blacklip abalone), 1438 nucleotides. Its product is annotated as protein PRQFV-amide-like. NCBI's taxonomy places the organism in Eukaryota, Metazoa, Mollusca, Gastropoda, Lepetellida, Haliotidae. The transcript has a single exon. Bases 53 to 937 code for a protein of 294 amino acids. The record is from RefSeq and is a predicted model, not a curated record.
CGCGCGCGCGUUCUCUAGUAUCCUCAUUUUGUGUCCCGCGCGGUGAACCACCAUGCCGCCCUUUCAGCUUCUUGUGGCCGGACUAACCCUGCUUGUCGUGUCCGAGGGACAGGCAGACCGGGAUCGUAGGGACGUGGGGGACACACCCGAUAAACGACUCAGGGAGUUCUUUGGCAAGAGAGAUUUAAGUUUAGCGGACUCAGCUGAAGGUACUGGACAGGAUUAUGGAACAUACGACAAGAGAGUCAGGGACUUCUUUGGUAAAAGGGAGGACAAACGUUUAAGGGAAUUCUUUGGUAAACGAAGCGACCCAAGUGCUGAUAAAAGGCUUCGGGAAUUCUUUGGAAAACGGAGUGGCGAUCUAAGUGCCGAUAAGAGACUGAGGGAAUUCUUUGGCAAAAGGAGCGAUCUAAGUGCCGAUAAGCGUCUUCGUGAAUUCUUUGGCAAAAGAAGUGACGUAACAGCGGACAAAAGAUUACGUGAAUUCUUCGGCAAACGAAAUGGACUCGAAGCUGACAAACGUUUGAGAGAGUUCUUUGGCAAAAGGUCCGACCAACCCGAACAGGAAAAACGUCUUCGUGAAUUCUUUGGAAAACGAAAUGGUCCAGAAGAACAGAAACGGCUCCGAGAGUUCUUCGGCAAACGGGACGGACACGUUGAUGACAAGCGUCUCAGAGAGUUUUUCGGGAAACGAGGUGGCCCCAUGGAAGAGAAACGACUACGCGAAUUCUUUGGAAAACGGAACGUAAUAGAGGAACAGAAACGUCUAAGGGAGUUCUUCGGCAAGCGUUCGGUCAUGCCUUCCCCGGCGGCAACAAAGAGGAAACGAGACGUCAGGAAGAGGGUGCGUGAGUUCAUAGGGAAACGUAGCCUCCUCAGCUUCGACGACAGCAUCGGCAACGGCUACAACAAACGCGUAAGGGAAUUCAUAGGCUAGGCGCCUAGACAGAGCCUGUGGAAGGCGGACUGCACGAGAGACUACUGGUGACGUGAGGGGUUCAAGGUAAACGGCAUUGACUAACAGACUGUUGAAAGAAUGGAACCAAGGGUGGUCCCGAUGGAUGACUAUAAGCAAAUACAAUUCCCAACCUGCUAGGAAUGUUUACUUUCUAUAGAGAUUAUUGAGGAUCUAUGUGAACAGUUCUAUUUCACUGAGGUACUGUGUGCUUGUGGUAUGUGAGAGUUGCAAUCUAUCAACUUCAUAAACUUUGGAUUCUCAGAUGUCAUGUAUGUACAGCGAAUACGUAUAAAAUAAGCUUAUCAAUAUCAAAACACUUUAUUGUAAGUUAAAUGGUAAUGUUAAAAAAUAUUAAGAUUAACAGAAUAACGUAAACGUGUGAGUAAUUCGCUGUCUGACUGACUAUAUACUUUCAUGACUGUUUUAAUGCAAUAUUAAACGAAUCUUUGCUGAUAUUUAAUAAAUUCUAUUUUUAUGAUA